This is a messenger RNA of Pedinophyceae sp. YPF-701, 1860 nucleotides long. Lineage: Eukaryota; Viridiplantae; Chlorophyta; Pedinophyceae. The record is from the annotation of a GenBank genome assembly.
AUGGCGCAGGUGUUCGGGCGCCCUUGCCCGCCGGCGCGCUUGAGCUGCUGUCGUCUGGCGGGGCGCGCCAACGUCGCGGCGGGGAGGCGCCUCGCGCGCGUGGUGCGGGUGAUGGCUGCCGCUCCUGGGGACGACCGCCUCACGCAGGCAGACAUUGAGCACCUGCUCCGCGCGGCGCAGCUGUCGGACGAGAAUGCAGGCAUCACCGGCCCGCAUCCCAACGCGGCGUGCGUCAUCGUCGGGCCCGGCGGGGAGGUGGCGGGGAGCGCCAGCCAACGCGCCAACGGGGCGCCCAGCGCAGAGGUCCUCGCGACCCGCGCGGCGGACGGACAGGGCCAGGGGGGCGUCGCGUACGUGAACCUGGAGCCCGGUGACUGCCACGGCGAGGCUGCGGCGGUGCGCGCGCUGCUGGCGUCCGGCGUGUCGCGCGUGGUCGUCGGCAUGCGCCACCCCAUGCGGCACUCGCGCGGGGAGGCCAUCGCCGCCCUGCGCGGCGCGGGGCUCACCGUGUCGGUCCUGGGCGAGGCCGCCGUCGCGCCGGGCCUCGAGGGCGACGCCGCGGGCGCGCGGAAGAAGUGCCUGCGCGCGAACGAGGCGCUGUUGCUGCGCGCGUGGUCGGGGCGGCCCUUCUCGGUGCUCAAGUACGCGAUGACGCUCGACGGGAAGAUCGCGACGGCGAGCGGGCACGCGGCGUGGGUGUCGUCCGCGCAGUCCCGCGCGCAGGUGUUCGACCUGCGCGGGCGCUCGGCCGCGGUGAUCGUCGGCGGCAACACCGUGCGGCGCGACAACCCGCGGCUGACGACGCGGCGCGAGGGCGGGCACUGCCCCGUGCGCAUCGUGCUCUCGCGCACGCUCGACCUCCCGCGCGACGCGAACCUCUGGGACGUGACGCUCGCGCCCACCAUCGUCAUGACGCAGCGCGGGACGAGGAAGGACUUCCAGGAGGCGCUCCGGGCGCGCGGGGUCGAGGUCGUGGAGUUCGACUUCCUCACGCCCGGGCGCGUGUCGGACUACUGCACGGACCGCGGCUUCCUGCGCCUCCUGUGGGAGUGCGGGGGCACGCUGUCGGCGCCGGCCAUCCAGUCCGGGGUGAUCCACCGCGUGACGGCGUUCGUCGCGCCGAAGAUCAUCGGCGGGGACCGCGCGCCGACGCCGUGCGGCGACAUGGGCUUCGUGGAGAUGACGCAGGCGCUGCACCUGGUCGACACCGAGUGGGGGCAGGUCGGGCCCGACCUGAAGCUGACGGGGUACGUCGAGCCCGCGUGCCCGGGGCUGGAGGAAAUCGACGCGCAGCUCGACGGCCCGGCGGAGGACAAGGGGCCCAACGCGCCGCUCAAGGCCCCCAAGAGGCCCGGCGUGGUCGAGUUCUACAAGCCGUGGGACGCGAACGGCGCGCUGAACAACUUCACGCCGCACCCCAUCACCAUGCCCGCGGGGCCGGGGCCGGUGGAGCCCGGGUCGCCCGGGGACGAGGGGGCGCGGGAGUGGCCGUCGGUGGAGCACUACUACCAGGCGCAGAAGUUCGCGGGCGUCGCGGCGGCGGAGGAGCUGGUGGAGCAGAUCUGGGCGGCGUACAGCCCCGAGGAGGCGGCGCGGAUCGGGCGGGCCGCGCAGCGCUCGAAGCCGGAGCUGAUGCGGGAGGACUGGUUUGACAAGCAGCUGGACAUCAUGUACUCGGCGCUGCGCGCGAAGUACGCGACCCACGAGGACCCGCGGAAGCUCCUGCUGUCGACCGGGACGGCGACGCUGGUGGAGGCCUCGCCGCACGACUUCUUCUGGGGCCGCGGACGCGACGGGAGCGGCAAGAACAUGCUGGGCACGCUGCUGAUGAGGCUGCGCGGGGAGCUGGGGGGCAGCUGA